AUUUUGAUAAUUUACUCUUAUACACUUAUAUAAUCUUAUAAUAUUAAUUAAAUGGUUGGUUCUAGAAACAUGGAUUCCGAGUUACCUUUAUAUCAUUCAAUUCCAUCUGUUGAGGAAGAUCAAAAGGCAGAUAAUGAUGAAACACAUCAAGAAUUAAGCUCUUCAGAUACCGAAGAGUUUGAUACUGAGAAAAUAACAGAAUCCACUUCUGAAGAGACAGGUUCUGGUGACUCAGAAAACUCCUAUGGGUAUGGGGCUGGCUACCAAUUUUAUACUCCUCCUCCUCCACAUCAUUUCCAAUUCCAUAGUGAAGGAUAUCAAAAUGCACCUUAUCACCAUCUUCACUCUCGUGGCCACGGCGGUAGGGGAUUGUCCAAUUCCGAACAUUUCAAGGGACAUUUCCAUCCUCCUCCUCCUCCUCCUCCUCCUCCUCAGCACCGUACUGGUUCUUUUGGUGCACCUCCUCCACCCCAUCAUAGGUUUGGUGUUUAUGGUUUAGCACCUCCUCCUCCACCACCUCCUCCUCCUCAUCAUCAUCAUUUUCUUCAUCGUCCUCAUGACAUGGACUUACCUUACUUCCAUGGUAAGAAUUCAAGAAAAGAUGGAGAAAAGUAUAAAAAGAUAUUAUCGGCUGCCGUUAUUGUCUUCGUAACUUACGGGGUUUUCUCUUCUGGUAGAGCUUACGAAUCUCAUUUAAUUAAGACGGACAUGGAUGCUUUUGGCCACCAUUCUAAACAUGGAUUCAAACCCCAUCACUUCAAUCCUCAUCACGCAAGACCUCAUAACUUACCUCCUCCUCCUCCUCCUCCUCCUUGCGACUUGGAACUCCAAACUGAAGAUAUCAAACCUGAACAUCAUGAAGAUGUUUCAAAUGGCAGGAAAGGAAAACACCAUAAAGGUAAGGGCCAUAAAAAUGAAAAUUUUAAAGGCCAGCAUAAAGGUGAAGCUCCACCUGGCGAAAAAGAUGCUGACCGCCCUCCAUUUCCCUUGGAAGAUGAGCAUCCAUCUGAACCUUCUCAGCCUGAACCAUCAGCUGCUUCUGCUGCUAGAGAAUUGAUUUAAAUUCCACCUUAAGUUUUUGAUUAUGAUAGCUUUUCUAUGUCUGGGCUGCUUUUUAUUGCUUUGAUUUUUUUUUGUUUUUUUUUUGAUUCUUUAUUAAUGAUUAUCAGUGUAUGUGUUUUGUCGUUAUCUCCUCGUUUCGUUUUUAUAUAAUUUAUGUGUAUGGUUCAAUAUAAUUUGUUUUCCUCUAUUUCAUUUAAGUUUAAGUAAGAUAUCAAGUCUACUACAGAG
Messenger RNA from Hyphopichia burtonii NRRL Y-1933, 1290 nucleotides. RefSeq lists its product as uncharacterized. Gene Ontology annotation, biological process: actin filament polymerization. Gene Ontology annotation, molecular function: microtubule binding; actin binding. The transcript has a single exon. Gene Ontology annotation, cellular component: cytoplasm; actin filament. The record is from RefSeq and is a predicted model, not a curated record. NCBI's taxonomy places the organism in Eukaryota, Fungi, Ascomycota, Pichiomycetes, Serinales, Debaryomycetaceae. The annotation marks the transcript as partial.